GUCACGCUCUCACCUAGGCAGUGUUCGUCACUCAUUGGCUAGCGGCGAAAUUUGAAAAUGCAAACGCGGUCACUGCAGCUGCGGAGAGGAAGGAUGCGGACAAAGGUACAACGAGCUUCUGUCUGAGGAAAAGAAAGAAAAGAAAACUUUAAAAAAAGAAAGAAAGAAAAAGAAAGAAAGAAGCAGCGCGAUAGAUAAAACACCGACACGGUUGUGCUGUCCAACGUUUCUCCGGUAAACGGGUCUACUUCCAUAGGACAACAUGGACUCGGCUGUGCUAAACCUCCAGAGCUUAUACGAUCAGCUCAGGACGCAGGUUGAGCUUCUCAACGAGAACAUUGAACCCAACUUCAUCCAGAUGGCACAAAACUUUGAUGACUGCCGUCGCAAAUGGCUGAGGACGGAGCGAGAGCUGGGGUCUUGCAAAGAGGUGCUCACCAAAGCACAAACGGAGAGGGGAGCCUUGGAGGUCAAACUAAAACACGCCCGCAACCAAGUAGACGUGGAGAUCCGGCGGAGGCAAAAGGCAGAGGCUGAUUGUGAGAAGCUGGACCGUCAGAUUCAGUUGAUCCGGGACCUCCUGACCAGCGAGGGAUCCAGUAACAGCAUUCAGCUGAGUGCAGAGCAGCGAUCAGCUCUGGCCUUCCUCAGCACAAACUGCCAGCCGGCAGCCAACCUGAAUACCAGCCGGAGACUGAAGACGAUAGAUGAGUCCGCCUCCAUCUUGUCAGACAUCAGCUACGACAAAACUGAUGACUCACUUGAUUGGGACUCCUCCACUGUGAGAACAGUGCGACUCAAGAAACGAGAAAAAAGGCGCUCGUCGUCGAGAAAUCAUGUAGACGGUCCUCCACUUGUCUCCAAACGGUCUCGAUCAUCAGGCAGAGCUUUGGGCGACAUGGGAAAUGAGACCCUUGUGACAAAAACCACAGUCACCGUCCCUGCGAAUGGAGGGCCUGUUGAGGCAGUUUCAACCAUUGAGACUGUUCCUUACUGGACUCGCAGCAGGAGAAAGACUGCUGCCAUGGAGUGGGACUCUGAAUCUGUCAGGUCUGAGGAAGUCUUCAAGCAGCCUGCCAACCCUGACGGAGAGAUAAAAAUGCAGCCCAGCACACCGCAGAACCACGGGGGUGUGCGUCUUCACGAGUUUGUCUCCAAAACUGUCAUUAAGCCUGAGUCGUGCGUACCCUGCGGGAAGAGGAUCAAGUUUGGGAAGAUUUCACUGAAGUGCCGUGACUGCAGGGUGGUCUCACACCCCGAGUGCCGUGAGCGUUGCCCUCUGCCGUGCAUCCCCAACCUGGGUGGCACACCGGUCCGAAUCGGGGAGGGUGUGCUUGCAGACUACGUCUCUGGCACGUCGCCCAUGAUUCCUCCUCUCGUAGUUCACUGUAUCAGUGAAAUCGAGCAAAGGGGCCUGAAUGAGGCUGGACUGUAUCGUCUGUCUGGUGCCGAUCGCACCGUGAAGGAGCUGAAGGAGAAGUUCCUCCGAGGCAAAGCUGUUCCCGUACUCAGCAAGGUGGACGACAUCCACGCCGUCACUGGCCUCCUCAAGGACUUCCUGAGGAACCUCAAGGAGCCUCUUCUCACCUUCCGCCUCAACCGUACUUUCAUGGAUGCAGCCGAGGUUUCAGACGACGACAACAGCAUCGCUCUGAUGUACCAAACCAUCAGCGACCUGCCACAGCCCAACAGAGACACUCUGGCUUUCUUAGUCCUUCACCUUAAGAGGGUCGCUGACAGUUUGGACACUCGGAUGGACAUCAGUAAUUUGGCUCGAGUGUUUGGUCCGACUAUCGUGGGUCACGCAGUCGCCAACCCCGAUCCCAUGACCAUCCUACAGGAUACCAAACGACAACCCAAGGUUGUCGAGCGUCUGUUGGCUCUUCCAGCCGAUUACUGGGGUCAGUUUGUGAUGGCGGAGAGCGAGCAGCCGAACUUGGACCACCUGAUCAUCGAGAACGCGAACUGCUACGCCACCCCCGAGAGGAACAUGGGAGUCAGCAUGCUGGGACCUCUGACCACUCCAGAGCACCAGCUCAAUAAAACCCCGUCCUCCAGCUCCUUGUCUCAGCGCAUGAAGUCCUCUCUGACGCCCAGAUUUGGGGGCAAGAGCAAAUCGGCAGUUGGAUUUUCACGCCAGGGAAAAUUCUUCGCAUCUCCGCUCCUCAAAUAAACCAAAGCAGCUACACUUCUCUCCUUAACACGGCAAUACAUUUUGGCAUUUACGCAUAACACACAACGCGGUACUGCUUUUGAUAAUAGCUCCUCCAUCUUAGUCUUCUUACUUAUAAUCAUUUAAUAUUCCACAAUGAUAAGAGUUGUAUUUUGAUUUUAUGUGUUUGUUU
Larimichthys crocea (large yellow croaker) is the source of this 2345-nucleotide messenger RNA. It is a transcript of the gene racgap1, whose product is annotated as Rac GTPase activating protein 1. Bases 263 to 2173 code for a protein of 636 amino acids. NCBI's taxonomy places the organism in Eukaryota, Metazoa, Chordata, Actinopteri, Sciaenidae. The record is from RefSeq and is a predicted model, not a curated record. The transcript is spliced from 17 exons. Gene Ontology annotation, molecular function: GTPase activator activity. Gene Ontology annotation, biological process: mitotic cytokinesis; Rho protein signal transduction; mitotic spindle midzone assembly. Gene Ontology annotation, cellular component: nucleus; midbody; spindle midzone.